Molecule: messenger RNA, 1971 nt
Organism: Podospora pseudocomata
Lineage: Eukaryota; Fungi; Ascomycota; Sordariomycetes; Sordariales; Podosporaceae
Exons: 4
Coding region: 1-1971 (656 amino acids)
Source: RefSeq, a predicted model, not a curated record
AUGCUCCCCAUGAACUCUUCUACACAGCCGAGCAACUGCACCGGACAGGCUGCCGGGGCACCAGUUACGUUGCAUCCUCCACCCUCAGGCACUUCUCUGCCUCCUAAGCUACCGCACUUGACCUUCGAGAACCCUGAUGAUAGCGACAGCACCGAAUUUGACGACUCCAACAACAGUGAAGAUGAUGAAUCCGACACAGAGGCAAGCCCGGUCGAGGCCAUCAAAAACAACAUGGCCAACCCUUUGAGGGCGGAAAGGCCUCGCGUACCGCAGGCAAAUGUUGGCUUCCAGCGAGCUCAAACUCCGAUCGAGUCUGCACAGGCAAAGGUGCUCGAGGACCUUGUCAACAAAGUCUCAAAACUGGAGACAGAACUGGGUAAAUUUCGAGGCACCACAUCGGCCCCAGACCAUGAAGACCGCCAUGCCGGGGCAUCACCCUUGACUACACCAGGUAUUCGACUCCAACCACCCACUUACCCCGGACAUAUCAACAGAGCGCCGUCUCCUCGGCAAACAGCUCCUCGGAUAGUCACCGGUCAGACAACCUCAGCCUUCCCUGAGCUAGCACCCCGAUCACCAUCCGGUGUUCAGUUCAGUUCACCAGUGCCGCCCUUCUCGUCUGGCGGCCACCCGGCGGGUCCGUUUCCGGGUGUAAAGACACCCGUGGUUGAGAUUUCCGCUGUUGACCUCAAAUGGGGUCCGCUGUUCGACGAAAAGGGAGCGCCAACAAAAAGAUGGGAGCAAGUGUUGAAAGGUCUUGGUCAAUACAUUCUCGAUGAAUUUAUGCCACAAAAGACGUUGGUGAUGGCUCCUCAAAAGAUGGCAGCUUUCUACUCCCAGCACAACAUCGAGUGUGAGGCAGUUUCAUUCCUCGAAAUAUUUCGAAGUCGGAAUCAAGACGUCCAUGUCAGAUUGUCCGAGCUGUAUGACCAGCUCGGGUUCGAAUAUCACUUGGCACCUUCAGCACCCGGAUGUAGGCCGACGGUGCCUGGCUUGACCCUCCACGGAUGGACUCAGUGGAUGACGUUAGCCAUGAGGGCGCAUCCUGAUGAAGAGGCUCGCAGGUUCGCCAAGGUGAUCACGAUGCUGCCCAUUAAUGCCGAGAGUCCACUUGACGGCAAGCUAGAAAGACUUCCGAAGCAGAUAUCCCGUCACCUUUUGCCGGAGAAGGCCGACCCAGCAUCCCGGGGAAAGUUCAGCGCCGCCCUUCGAGUGGUACAGGAAGCUUUGGGACUGUUGUCUCCGCCGCCCAAACCGAGUCUCCAGGAACGACGGCCAUCUCAAUCGCGCGCUGUUAGCCCUAGGUCUCGAUAUAAGCCCUCAUCCGUUGGCAUUCCGUCACCUCCCUCCUCAGUCUCCGGGGCGGCCGUGGAUGAUGACUACCGGAGAGGUGACCGUGAGCGCGAGCGAAACUACCGCGACCUUCCAGGAAGACCAUACGAGAGUAAUGGCUCCGCGAGGCGAGACCCUCCAUUAUCGCGAUCAACAACGGGACUUGGCUUGCCCACUCGCCCCCCUUCGCGGACCGGACCCCCUUCGACAACAAGUUCUCGCCGACGUAGCUCACCUGCCCCCUAUCACAGAAGCUCCGUAUCAGGGGCAAGUGGAAGAGAGGAGAGGGGAUACACCAGGUCGUCGUCUGAUGCUACCAUAUAUCCUCACCGGUCGGACCAAAGGGAGCGAGAGCGUGAACGAGAAAGAGAACGCGAAAGAGAUAGGGAGCGGGAGCGUGAUCGUGACAGAGAGAGAGAUUCCCGAGACUCCAAGGCCAGAGGACGAGAAAGGGAGGCAGACAGAAGGGACAGAGGCAGUCGAAGAUCGGCCUCGGUGGUGAGCAACACGGACCGAAAAGGAGGCCUUGGUCGUCCUAACCGAAGGAGUUCUGUGAUUGUCCAAGAUGAACGAGCGGGCAACUUGGGACGUGCCCCGACGUGGGGAGAUUUCUUUACAGGAAAGUCAGCCAUGGCUUGA